GAAUAUUUAAAUUGUGAGAUGGUAAAAUUCAUCUGCUGUUCAGAAAUCAGCAAAACAAAGAUACCAACAGUUUAGUGGGACAGUUUUCAGCAGAGCAUCAAGAAAGGAACAUCCCAUUUAGUGAGGAGAAAGGAAGCAGAGGAAGAGAAAAAUUCUCUCCAGACAGCAGAUAUGCAGUGGAAUCUGGUUCUGUUCAUUCUGAUGGGUCAGAGUUGUUUCAUCAACUGUCAGCUCUAUGAGUUUCUCUACAUUAAUAAGGAUAUGAACUGGACUGAAGCUCAGCAGUACUGCAGAGAGAAACACACUGACCUGGCCACAGUGUCUAACAUGGCAGACAUGAAGAGACUCCUCAGUACCAGAGCAGGAGAUAAGAGGGAGGCUUGGAUUGGUCUGAAGGAUCAUGGUAACAGAACAUGGUACUGGUCUCUGCCUGGAGUGGAGUUCAAUGAAAGGGAGACAAACUGGAACCCAGGAGAACCAAGUGAUGUCAAUAAUGGAAAUGAGAACUGUGGAUAUUUAAAUAAUGACCUUAGAUGGAUAGAUACUGGUUGCCAACAUAAAUACCAUUUCCUCUGUUAUAAUGAAACUAAAAGAACCCAGAAAUACCACUUGAUUAGAGAGAAGAAAACCUGGCAGGAAGCUCAGAGUUACUGCAGAGAGAAACACACAGACCUGAUCAGUGGAAUGAAGCAGCUACAGGAUGGAGAACUGAAGGAAGUGAUGAAGUCUGCAGAUAAUAAAACAUACUUUGGUCUGUUCAGAGACACCUGGAGGUGGUCAGAUGGAAGCAGUUUCUCUUUCAGACACUGGCAAGACUGGUUAAACAAUCAGGAGAUCAACAGUGGUCGAUGUGCCGUGGCUGGGAUUGAUGAUGAAGGCAGAUGGAAGACUGACAGCUGUAAUCUGGAAAAACCCUUCAUCUGUUAUAAUGCAGAUAAAGUGAUACUAGUCCAAGAAAACAAAUCCUGGGAGGAUGCCUUAGACUACUGCAGAAAAUACCAUGUUGACCUGGUCACCAUCACCAGCCUAGAUGAGCAGAGAUGGAUCCAGGAGAAAGCCAAGAACGCCACAACUGAUUAUGUCUGGAUGGGACUGCACUACGCCUGCACUCUGGAUUUGUGGUUCUGGGUCAAUGACAAAAUGGUCAAGUAUGAGAACUGGGCCUCAGAGCAACCAAUGGAUGACUGUGACAUGUCUGGAGCCAUGGAGACAGGAGGAGAACAUCAGUGGAGGAAAAAAAAUGAUAGUGAGAAGUUUAAUUUUAUCUGCUCUAAGGAUUAAAACAGUUUGUAUAAUAGAUUAGGUGUGGUGUUUUAACGUAGGAUAUUUUGUAGUUCUGUGGAAACAUCUUGAAUUAUA
Cyprinodon tularosa is the source of this 1359-nucleotide messenger RNA. RefSeq names its product C-type mannose receptor 2-like. NCBI's taxonomy places the organism in Eukaryota, Metazoa, Chordata, Actinopteri, Cyprinodontiformes, Cyprinodontidae. The transcript is spliced from 5 exons. The coding region runs from base 172 to 1281 and encodes 369 amino acids. The record is from RefSeq and is a predicted model, not a curated record.